AUGCCGAUAACUAGGAGAACAAACACGCUAGAUCGUCCCAUUGAGGAGCAUGUGGAAGUGGUGGAUGAAACUGAUCUUUCUGAAACAGUGCGUUUGCUGAAACAAGAAAUGGAACUAAUGAAACAACAAAGAGAGAAGGAUGCAAGAGAGCUUUCGGCCUUGAGGGCUGAGAAUGAAGCGUUGAAAAGUCAGGAUACAACAUGGAAACCUACUCAUGUUACUAACACACAAACUCAACAUGCUUCGGCAGUAGCCCCUGAAAAGUUUCCUUCAGCUUUACCCACUGUGGGUCGUCCUGCAGAUAUGACCACUGUCGGAUCACACCGGCACCCUUUUACCCCUUCCAUUAUGCAACUCCCUUUAAUGGAUAAUUGGAAGGCUUUGCCCAUUGACAAAUAUGAUGGUACUACUGAUCCUGAUGAGCAUUUAGAUGUUUUUCUGACACAGGUAACCUUGAGUACAACAGAUGAUGCUGCGUUGUGUAGGAUUUUUCCCACGUCUCUUAAGGGCAGAGCUCUCAGUUGGUUCACUCGUCUCCCACCCAAUUCCAUUGACUCGUUCAACACAUUGUCUUCACAAUUUACUAUUCAAUUUGCGACAAGUCGCCCUCAUAGUCUAACAUCUUUGUCUCUGGUUGGUAUCAGGCAGGAUAAGAAGGAGUCUCUUCGGACAUUUAUGGAUCGGUUUAAUAAGGCUGCGUUGGAAAUUCGAGAUCUUAAUCCUGCUGUUGCAUUGCAUCAUCUCACAACCGCAUUAAAACCAGGACCGUUCGUUAAUAGUAUCUGUAAAAAACCUCCUUUGGACAUGAAUGAUUUAAGAAGAAGGGCUGAUAAAUACAUGCAGAUGGAGGAAUUGGCAGAAUAUCGUAGUCAGGCCCGAGCUGAAUCUUCUGGCAAGGUAGACAAGCAGAUAAAACAACCAUACAGGGGACGAGGGAAGGAGAUAUCUCUUCGGGAUCGCCCUAGUCGAGGUCCAAAAUACACUCAAUACACUCCACUCAACACUAGUCGUUCGGUAGUACUUGAACAAGCUUUGGCUUCCGAGGUGUUAACAAUUCCGAAGGGAGCAUCCACUCCACCACGGGCCGAUACUAGUAAAUCUUGCCGAUAUCAUCGUAAUCGCGGACACUCAACUGAUGAAUGUGCGGCCCUUAAAGACAAAAUUGAAGAUUUGAUUAAGCAGGGUAAGUUGCAUAACUUUGUGGACAGGUCAGGUUCGUCCCAAACUCGCAGAUAUCAACCCAAAUAUCAAGAUCGGUAUAGGCAAGACCGUUCCGAUAAAACCUCUGAUAGAGCUCGGCGUGAAAGAAGUAGAUCGCGCGAACGAAAAGAUGACUCGAUACCUUCGCAUAGGAGAGUCAUUAAUACUAUUACAGGGGGAUUUGCGGGUGGAGGCACAACUUCUUCGGCUCAGAAGAGGCAUCUUCGAGCCAUCCGAUCGGUAAACUCCAUUCAUGGACAGCCUUCUCGGCGGUUACCAACAAUAACAUUCACCGAUGCUGACUUCAAAGGCAUUGAUCCAAAGUAG
Molecule: messenger RNA, 1527 nt
Organism: Cajanus cajan (pigeon pea)
Lineage: Eukaryota; Viridiplantae; Streptophyta; Magnoliopsida; Fabales; Fabaceae
Source: RefSeq, a predicted model, not a curated record